UUUAACCCCCCCACAAAAUCUAAUUUUUCUCUCGUGAAGAUUAACAUGCGAAAUAAUCCGGAUGACAAGAUUUUAAACCAGAACAGAUUUACGGUUAGUAUUACAGUACGUGAAGGUAACCAUGCUGAUGAAUAUUAAUGAAGAGGUUGGGUAUUUCCCUACAUCUGCCUUAUAGACGUAUUUUAGGGGGCGGGGUUUAUUUCCAGUAGCCGACAGACGCGCAGGUAUGGUGAUUUAAAAGUUAACAAUGACUUCGACUCGCUCAGUGUCCGGUCUUUUGGGGCUGUCAUGUCAAAAACUUUAAAUGAACCUGCUAUGAAACAUGCGGAUUCACAUUUACCUUGUGCAGAUUUUUUUCGGGGGCGUGUGUGUUCUUCUUUUAUUGACUGGCGCUCCAGUUUGGGGAGCUUCAUUCUAUGGAGAUGGAUAUGUGCAUCUGAAAACUGUGGAAUCGUCUAGUCAAACGUCUUUCCAUGUGCGGUUUCGGACAUCUGGGUCCAAUGGCCUGCUUUUCCUGGCGGCUGGAGAGAAAGACUUCCUCUGGGUCGGGCUGCACUCAGGCAGAAUACAGGUGCGGAUUGAGCUUGGAUCUGGGGAGCGCACCAUUCGUUCUGACAGGGCCAUUGUUUUAAAUGACCUGACCUGGCAUACAGUAGAACUUCAACAUGAUCAUGACAACAUCACGCUGACCGUGGAUAAAAACUCCCUCACCACUGUUAGGAUGCCGGGGCCUGACUUUGAUCUGAGAGUCCAGGAUGGACUUUUCGUUGGUGGUGGUGUCCAUGAUCUGGAAAGAUCGUACGUCUCUGCAGAUCACACAAUUGGCUUUCGAGGUUGUCUGGAUGAGGUUCUGUUUAAUGAACAUAACCUCCUGUCUUCUCUUAGGCCUUACUCAGGUUACAAAAUGAUUCAUGAAGUGUCACUUGGUUGCAGCCCACAGUUUUCAGCCACUGUCAAUGAUUCAAUGAGUUUUUUCAGUUCCAAAGCAUACGUGACUCUGCCUACUUGGGAAGUACACCAGGAGGGUGUGUUUGAAUGUGAACUGCAUACGUUUUAUUCAGAUGGCAUCCUUUUGUACAGCUCAGCAGGCCAAGGUAACUACAUUGCCUUGGAAAUUCAAAAAGGGCAACUCGUUGCUGUUCUUAAAGUAGGUGGAAGUAAGACAGUAUUGCGUUCCUUGAUGGUCAUCAGUAAUGGGGCAUGGCAUAUUUUGAGGCUCUAUUUGUCACCUACAAAUAUUCAGUUUAGUGUAGGCAUGGAGAUGCACAAUUCUAGCUUUGGGGUAAACAGCAGUACAUUGCAUCUUACUGGGCCACUUUACCUCGGUGGGCUAGAUUUCGACACAUACACUAAAGUUCGUAAGAAUGGAUUGCUCUCUACGGUUGGUAAGCGAAUAGGAGGAGGGUCAUUUAAAGGCUGUCUUAGAAACAUCCGUGUAAAUUAUCAAAGGACGGGCCUUCCGAGAGCACUGGUCACCAAGGAUGUCUCUGUUGGUUGUGAGCCAGAAAAGCCACUUGGACCAAAUAGCACAAGUUCACACGAGUCAAAUUUUACACAUGCCUUACCUGAGCUGGACAAGCAUAAUUUUCUUUUGCUUAAGAAUUUAGAGGUUCUCGAAGGGGGGCGAGCACCACUUGAGUCGAAACACAUUAAGAUCGACUUCCAUAACCUCGGGAUUCGACAGUCCCAGAUUACGUUCCGCAUCGAAGAGCAGCCCGUACAUGGGCAACUAAGACUAGACGUCGACCCGGAUUUGGGGGAAAACACAUUCGGUAUGCUUGACCUUUGGCACGGCAGGGUCAUGUAUGUCCAUGGAGGAUCCGAGGACCUACUUGACUUUUUCAUGUUUUCCAUCUUCACCAGCAGCAAAAAAGAAGUGCCCAGUUACCUCAAAGGCAACCGUCUGCAUAGAUUCAACAUCAGCAUCACGCCCAUCAACGAUGCUCCAGAAAUAAGUCUCCCAGAGGGCAGUCUCUUCAUUCUUGUGGAGCACUCAAAACGCCGUUUGAGCACAGACGUCAUUAGGGUCACUGACCCGGACAGUAACUCCACAGACCUGAUAUUCUCAGUUCUUGGUAACCUAAAUGCUCACUCGGGAUUUCUAGAGAUUGAGGAUCACCCAGGCAGGGCAGUGACCUCGUUUGCCCUACAUGAUCUAGAGCAGGGUAAGGUGAGUUAUGUCCACAAAGGUGUCAAGAACUCCAGAAUGGCAAUGAGGGUGAGUGAUGGAGACAAGGUGAGCAACACCGUGGUAUUCAGGAUCAUGGCCAUUUCCCUAGAACACAAGGUCGCCAACAACACCGGAGUGGAGGUAACUCAAGGUGCAGCCACUUAUAUAACUAACAAACAUCUAGCUGUGCAAGUAAAUGUUGCUAAGCAAUCGGUGGACAUUCGCUAUGAUGUCACAGUGCCCCCGAUAUAUGGAGAGCUACAACGGCUACAUUCUAGUGGGCAAUGGAAACAAACAACAACAUUUACACAGAAGCUUCUUGAAAAGGAACGUAUUCGAUAUCUCAGCACCUUUCACGGGACCCAACAAAGUAACGUCACUGACAGUUUCAAAUGUAAAGUCACCGUAGGCUCACUUAUUACAGACGAGUUACUGUUUCUGAUCAGAGUACGUUGGAUUCGUUACAAAAUCACCAAAAAUAAAAUCGAAAUAGACGGUAAUCGCAACGCAACACUGACGCCUGAAGAAUUCCAUAUUGUCGCUAAAGGUGUAAGAAUUUCGGAAAACGACCUUCACAUUCGUUUGUUGACGUUGCCAAGGAGAGGACGUCUGUUUCUCAAUAAUACGAUUUUAAAAAAGAACUCCACAUUCAGCCAGAAGGACAUUACCGAUCACAAAUUGCGAUAUGAGGUCGUGGAAAAGCCGCAUGAUGAUACAAGAGACAUAUUUCACUUUCAAGUGUUCUCAAAAUUCGCCAUGUCUGGAAUUCAUGAGUUCAGGAUCAGCAUCAAAGCAAGUACCCAUGACAUUGAAUUACAUAAUCACGGACUUUCUCUCUUGGAAGGGGAGAGCAGGGUGAUUACUAAAGCAAUGCUUUUCGCAGAAACACCCAGCAUCGGCGAAGUACUCUACCAGAUUACCAGCGGCCCUAAACAUGGCAUGUUAAGGAAAAUACAGCUCUCCAAUUCCUCCGCCAGCAGCCACAUAAUAUUAUUCACCAAUCAGGACAUUUUGGAAGAACGCAUCAUGUAUGUCCACGACGACAGUGAAACCACACACGAUAGGUUUACGUUCCUAGCGUCCGUUAACUCUCCAAAAGUUAAGACCUCUGGCACAGAGGGCAUCUUUAAUAUUUCCAUCCAUUUGGUUAAUGAUGAGAAACCCGUCCGUGUUGUAGAUAAAGUUUUUCAUGUUGUACGUGACAGUCAGCGGUUAAUUACGCUGGAUGAUCUGUGCUACCACGAUCCUGACACAGAUUUUGAUGACAAAGAUUUGCUUUAUACCAGACGAAGGAUACCCAUGGGUGAGCUGGUCUUGGUAAAUGACACCACACACAAGCUUUAUCAAUUCCAUCAGAGGGACUUAAAAGAGAGAAGGGUGCUUUUUGUUCACAAAGGGGUGAGUCAUGGUCGUUUUGUCCUCUUCGUAUCAGACCGGAAACACUAUACAUCGACAUUGUUUGAGGUGUCUGCCCAGGACCCGUAUGUAAAGGUAGCCAACAACACUGGUCUGUUUGUCCAAAAAGGCCAAACGGCCAUUUUAACACCUGCUAAUUUAAGUGUAAUCACUAACAUGGAUGUUAGGAAUGAUGAGGAAGUUGUCUUUGAGGUGUUUCUACCACCAAGCCAUGGGACUCUCUACUGCAACGGUAUCAAAACAAACACUUUUACACAACAUGAUGUGAAGAUGGGCCAUGUGAUGUAUCAACACGAAGACAGUGAAAUCCUGGUUGACUCUUUUAACUUCACCAGUAAGGUCGAAGCUGUCCGUCUGGAUGUGAGCGUGGCUGUUAAGGUGUAUCUUGAGAGCCAUCAACAGUCCCCAAAAGUUAUCAACAAUAACCCAAUUCGGGUGGAAGAGGGAAAACCCGUCAAAAUCAAUGAGAAGGACCUAAAGGUCAUUCAUGAGGAUAACACACCCCAUGAGAUUGUGUAUACUGUUAAGGUGGCACCUGCUCAUGGUUUUCUGCGUUUAUCUAUGCUAGAAGAAGCCCACUACCAUGGUAGUGAGGAGAAGCCCGUCCAAAGCUUCUCGCAAGAUGACAUCAACAAAGGGCACGUUCAGUAUGUCCAAACAAAACACGGGUACAUCAACGACUCUUUUUCGCUUGACGUAACCAAUGGAAUUCUAACGGUCCACAAUCUCAUAGUCAUGGUGGAUAUUAUUCCCAAGCACAUCCCACUACAGGUGUCCAAUAUGACCCUGAAAGAGGGCUCCUCUAAAGCACUCACUCAGGACGUCAUCAAAGUCAGCAGCCAACACUUUCAUGGACUCCAGCUUGUUUAUCUGGUCACUGAAGGCCCUCAUCAUGGUCAGGUUGAGCACUCCAGAAUUCCUGGGGUUCCCAUCCCAUCUUUUACUAGAGUUCAGGCUGAACAAGGCUUCAUAUUUUAUGUCCAUGAUGGAAGUGAGACCAUGGCUGAUAAUUUUACAUUGGUGGCCAAUGAUACGGAUCUUCGGAAGAAUAGUUUGCCCUAUAUGAUUUAUGUCAAUAUAACACCUAUAAAUGAUGAAGCUCCAGUUGUAACCGUCAACAGAAUCCUCAAGGUGUGGGAAGGCUCUGUGACCGAGAUAACCACUGAAGACCUUAGUGCUGAGGAUCCAGAUUCUCCUCCAGAAAGCCUAGAAUUCAUCAUCACUCCACCGAGUAACGGGCACCUGGCCUUGAAGAGUGCCCCCUCCAGACCAGUUUUGAACUUUACACAGGAGCACAUCAACCACGGCCAGCUGGUGUUUGUGCAUGGUGGUGCCAUGUCAGGAGGGUUUCACUUUCAAGUCAAUGAUGGGGUAAACUUUGCUCCGAGACAGAUAUUCAGUGUCACAGCUCAAUCUCUGGUCAUCAGCUUGGAAAGAAAUCAAGAGCUGAAAGUGUUCCCAGGUUCUUCCAAAUUCAUUUCUGAAGAUGAGCUGUUGAUAAUUACAAAUGACUAUGAUGAUAUAAAUAAUCGCACCAUCACCUACACCGUGACGUCCCCUCCACGAUUCGGUAGACUGAUGGAGAAACAAACUGAAAAUGUUACACAAGAAAUCUCUUCCUUCACCCAAAACAUGGUAAAAAGAGGAGCGGUGUUGUAUGUACAGACUGAACCCGUUGCAUGGGCAGUGACAGAUUCUUUCACCUUCACUGCUUCCUGCCCGCCAACAUCCCUGCAAGCUCACACCUUUAAUAUCCGCAUCUCUUACGAAAAUACUGACACGGAGCACAGGAGUGCACUUCAUGCAAACACUGGUGCUGUUGUUGCUGAAGGUAGUAGCGUUUUAAUAGAUAAAUCAAUGCUGGAUGCAUCCAAUCUUUUGGGAAAGUUAGACAAAGCAGAACAGCAUUUCUACGAGAUCUGGUACGAAAUCAGCACUCCGCCGCACCACGGUACGAUUGUUGUAGGCGAUAGGAACCACACACACGAAAAAACAAAGUUUUCUCAAUUCAACCUCCAUAAGCAUGGAGUCAUAUAUGUACAUGACGACUCGGAGACCACUCAUGAUAACUUUAUGUUCGAUGUGUGGCUAAACCCCAGUGGCAAACCUGCUCGGCGACCCCAGAAUGCAGACCAUGUGGUAUCUGAAUUGUUUAAUAUUACUGUGACCCCUGUUAAUGAUGAGCCUCCAGUGUUUAGGACAGGAACCUCCAAACUCAGAGUGGUCAAAGGGGAGACUGUGACUUUAGACCCUGAGUACCUUAAUGUGGAGGACAAGGACAGUCUACCUGAAGAGAUUCGUUAUACUGUAAUCAGUAAGCCUAAAAAUGGCUUUCUUGCUUUUGUAGAUCAGCUGAAUAAGUCUGCUGCUACUUUCACCCAGGCUGAUAUAAAUCAUAAGAAGGUGCAUUUUGUACAAAAAGGAGAACCUUCCUCAAGUGUAAUCUACUUCAGUAUCACUGAUGGUUUUCACAGACCACUAUAUAAGCUCUUCAAUGUAGAGGUAGAGAAUAUCACCAUCCGUGUGGUCAACAAUACCGGAUUGACUCUGUUGCAAGGUCAAACGACAGUGACUCUGACACUCGAGCACCUAGCUGCUGUGACCAAUGAGAGAGACGCACCUAUAAAGUAUUCGGUUACAGCUCCGCCAAGUCACGGGACUCUCAUGGUUAUGGAGAAGCCGGUCACACACUUUGACCAGGAGGACCUAGGCACCGGGAAGGUGUUGUAUCACAUGAAUGACCUGUCAUCCUUUCAGGACAGCUUUGAGUUCACCGUCUUCACAUUGAAGAGUAACCUGACUAACCAGGUGGUAAACAUCACUGUCCGGCCACUGAUCCACCUUGGAGAGCAUGUCAGGAUUCCAGAUGGCAUUCCAGUGAAGCUUAGAAAGGAUGUCCUGGAUGCCACCGAAUUGGCCUCGCUUAGUGCCAGCGACCCUGUAUUUGAAAUCCUCAAGCCUCCGAAACAUGGCAAGCUUGUCACGUUUGGCCUUGAAGGAGCCUCUCAUUCAGUGAAAUCCUUUUCGUUCAGGGACGUGGAACAAGGACGAGUGGCCAUUGAGGAAAACAUCCACUUCAAUGACAUUUAUGGCAAUGCAACAGCAGCCAGGUACAAUGUCACUGCAGUCCAUCCAUGUAAUGACUCAUUUGUUUUCCUUUUAAAGGCAGCCAAUGUUCAGCCUGCCAUGGGGGAAUUUGUGUACUUAGUGUUACCCUAUGAUCCUAUUCAAGGGAAGCAUAUACUUUCAGGGCCGACAAGGUUGCCGACAUUAAACAAAACGACAAGUGGUAUGUCACCCAUGUACCCCCCAUCUCAUAUAGAUCCAACAACAAGACCGCACAGAACUGCUGCCAAGCUGAAACCUCGAAACCGCUGGGGAAAUCACACACGAAGCAGAUCCACAAUUCCACACGUGCCUCGUACAACAAUGGGCAAAUUUGACAUCUUCCCAAAAAAUACUCUAGUAAGAAUGGAGUCUUUACCAAGACCUGCAUCUGAUCCACUGCUCAUCAUCCUUCCACUUCUGGCCUGCCUCUUGCUGAUUGUCAUCCUUGUGGUUCUUAUUCUUGUCUUUCGGCAUCGCAAGGAAAAGCGGGCCCAUCCAGCAAUGAUCCAGGAUCUGACGGAGAACCCAGGUGAAGAUAUUUUAGCCGGAGGCCCGUAUCUGGGUCAGCCAGAGAGAAGCCUCACUGUCCCUUCAGUAAUAGUAACUCCACUCACUCCAAGUUGCCCCGGCAGCCCAACUUUGGUGCCAGGGAUUGAACGAGCCGUGUCGCCAUUUCUCCUUUGUACGUGGAGUCCACCUAACCCUGAUUCUGCCCAGCAAUGCUCCUCAGCAACACCACCUCUUAAACACAACCAGUACUGGGUUUAACACAAUUGCUGUUACUGGAACCAACAGGAGGAAAGUAAGCUUCUACAUUUCAUUCCAAACACCAGGAUGCUAAAGGUCUCUUUAGGUAGUAUCAAAAUAAAAGACCAUCAACAGUAAAAGAUGUUUCCUCAUUUGUGAGUGGAAUAAAUAUAAAUUUGCGCAUUUUUUCAUGUUAGCCCAAUUGUUUCUCUUUUGUCCUGCCAUACUUCAGAACUUUUUGAAUUUACUUUUUUGUUUCUUGCAUAGAAAAGAUAAACUCAUUUAAUAACACAAGGUCAGUAUGUCUUGCAGUUACAUAAGUUUGAGUAGUAUACUACAGAUCCUACUACGUAUACUACAACUGCUAAACUUUAUAAUUUUCUGUAUUUUUUAUAAGAUAAAACAUUGCUUUUACACAGUUAAAA
Molecule: messenger RNA, 7866 nt
Organism: Misgurnus anguillicaudatus (oriental weatherfish)
Lineage: Eukaryota; Metazoa; Chordata; Actinopteri; Cypriniformes; Cobitidae
Product: chondroitin sulfate proteoglycan 4
Biological process (GO): anatomical structure morphogenesis
Source: RefSeq, a predicted model, not a curated record